AUGGCAGACCCAUCAACACCGCUAACAGUACUCUGCAACAUCUGCCACAGCGCACCACCCAAAUACACCUGCCCCCGCGACGCCGUCCGCACCUGCAGCCUCGCCUGCUCCCAAUCCCACAAACGACGCGCCGCCUGCACCGGCAUCCGCGACCCAGCCGCCUACGUCCCAAAAUCCUCUCUUCAAACCUCCUCAGGCAUUGAUCGAGACUACAAUUUUCUCAGCGGACUCGAACGUAAUAUCGAUCGCGCCGACAAAGACACCUCUGAGCGAGGGGUUGCGCUGGAUGGGAAAGGCAAAGCGGUGUUCCAGAAAAGAUGGCAUGAUAACGGUGCGUUGGGGAGGUAUUUGAAGGAUAAUGGGAUUGUGGUGCAUAAAGCUCCGAUUGGAAUGGCCAGGCAAAAGGCGAAUCAGACGAGGUUUAUUGCGAAGAGCAAGAGGAUUGUGUGGAGUGUGGAGUGGGUUGUGAAUGGUGAGAAGAAGGUGGUUGAGGUGGAUGAGAGCAGGACUUUGGAGGAGGCGUACAGGGAGUUGAUGGUGGAGAAGGAGCGGGAGAGCAAGAAGAGGAAGAGGAUGCAAGAUGAUGCGGCUUCAAAAGCGCAGAAGCAGAAGGUGCACGAAGAAAAACUAGAGGUUGAGGAGACGACGGUGGAAGCUGCGACAACGAGAUCGGAAACCGCUCCAGAUUCAGAAGGCGCAACAAGCACUGCCUCUACAGCCGCACCUUCCACAGACGAAGCAAAGACGACAGACGCUCCUCAAGAACAACAACCAUUCGAAGCCGCUUCAUCACCACAAGAAACCACCCACUUCUACCUUCACAAACCACACACCUCAUCAACCAACACAGUCCUCAUACCUCUCUCUCCAACCUCCACCCUAACGUCCUCCCUCACUCAAAACCACGUCCUCGAGUUUCCCACGAUAUACGCCUUUACCACCACCGCAAACGCCCCAGAGUCAACAGAUCCGUUGCCGACAGGCUUCAUCACUGUCCAGCAAUACACCCAAAACAUCACAGACGAUGAUAAAGAAUUACAAGGGUUAAUGUCGUCUAUACCAAAAGAACAGAGGAAAAUCACUUUGAAUGGAUGCAUUCUCGGUGGUGAGGAAGAGAAGAGGCAACAGGUGGAUGAGAAAGAGGUGCUUGAGAUGUUACAACGAGAUGCUGAUGCCUUGAAGCAGUAA
Aureobasidium namibiae CBS 147.97 is the source of this 1188-nucleotide messenger RNA. RefSeq lists its product as uncharacterized. The transcript has a single exon. Gene Ontology annotation, biological process: snoRNA localization; maturation of LSU-rRNA from tricistronic rRNA transcript (SSU-rRNA, 5.8S rRNA, LSU-rRNA); box C/D snoRNP assembly. Gene Ontology annotation, cellular component: nucleus; pre-snoRNP complex. Lineage: Eukaryota; Fungi; Ascomycota; Dothideomycetes; Dothideales; Saccotheciaceae. The record is from RefSeq and is a predicted model, not a curated record. The coding region runs from base 1 to 1188 and encodes 395 amino acids.